GACAGGAUGCACUGGGACACUCUGAUGCACUUGAGAGUGGAGCUCAGGGGGUUUGCACACACACCCACAUAGACAGACCUCUCUCUCCCUGUUCUCCACUUCUCUUGUCCUCUUCUUUCUUCUGUCCUCCACACACACUUCCACACACACACACACACACACUCAUACACAUCUACACACACACACACACCCUCAAAUCCAAGGAAACACCCAGACCCAGAACCAGACCCAGAAGACCCAGGUGCUUGGACGUACUGCUGGUCUGGUUUGGUCCGGUUCGGAUCGGUUCGGGAUGCAGGCUCUGCUGAGGGUGGCUGGGCAGCCAGUGGGGGUGCUGGGCCGGGCCAGAGGGGUCCUGCAGGAGCAACGCUCCGGCAUCUAUAGCAAGCCUCCAAAGAGCAAGAUCGGACCCGGGCAAAGCUUCUUCAUCAUGUCUGUGUUUGCCGUGGCCAUGCUGGCACCUGCGGGCUGGAUCCUGCACAACCUCCCAGAGUACCGCAAGAGACCCCGCCCAUAAGCUGGGGGGGCCCUGGAGGGCCUGCUCCGUCUCCCCCACCCUCCCCCAUCCUCUAACCAUGGCUGCCUCUCAGGCCUUAUUCACCUCCAUACACUACAUCACUGUGCUGUGUGUAGGGCUCUAAAUUAACUUUUUUCAUCACCAGCCAAAAUGGGUAGUAGAUGUUAAUCUUACUAUCCAAAGACACACUCACAAAUGGGUCAAAGUGGCUAGUAAGCUUUCUUUUGUACCAGCCAAACUCAAAUUUCACCAGCAUUUGGCCGGUUGGCUGGUGUUAAUUUAGAGCCCUGGCUGUGUGUACAUGCACCUUGUGUUGUGUUGUGAGCACCACUCUGGUGGAAAAUAAUGCAGAUCUUAAAGCUGGUACAAGUACAUGUAAGACAAAAAAAUAUAUUACAAGUAAUUGCUAAAUGGUUCUUAUACUGUAAGUCUUCUGUGAAAACCAAGAUAUUUGCAUUUUCAAAAUGAAUAUUCAGCCUGCAAUGUCUGUUUAGGUUUGAUGUUUUGUGUUUUACCUAAACCUUGCAGUAUUUUAUAUUUGAUGGCAAGUUGUGGCCUUAAUUUUACACAUAAAGCCUGGUAAGAAACCUCUUGAUUGACAUGACCAGGAAGAAGACAAUUACUACCUCCUCAUAAACACAAAGAAAGAUUGUUGCUCAGUAAAAAUACCAGUUAAUUCAACAUUUAGAGAGUCAAUUUAACAUCUUGUAGUGUGUAGUUGGGCCCAGAGUUCUAACUGCUGAAUUAAUAUAGCAUUUUUACUGUGGGUGCAUGAAAUUUGAAUAUAAGUUCCAUGUAGGCCUAAAUUAAUUCUGUGUGAGUGAAAGAGACGGUGCGGAGCGGUGGUAUGCUUAGGUGUUUAAGGCCUUGGAAAUGUGGCCCCUAUUGUCAAUGCAGCGCUUGAAUGCACUGACCCAUACAUUGUAUAAAACUACAAAUGCACUUUUACUUGUUAAUAAAUCUAAGCAUUGUGUGCAAA
Messenger RNA from Engraulis encrasicolus (European anchovy), 1496 nucleotides. Its product is annotated as COX8 domain-containing protein. Gene Ontology annotation, cellular component: mitochondrion. The record is from RefSeq and is a predicted model, not a curated record. Bases 293 to 517 code for a protein of 74 amino acids. Gene Ontology annotation, biological process: mitochondrial electron transport, cytochrome c to oxygen. The transcript has 2 exons. NCBI's taxonomy places the organism in Eukaryota, Metazoa, Chordata, Actinopteri, Clupeiformes, Engraulidae.